CGUUAGGUGUUUAUGUAAAAUGUCGCGAACAAAAAUUUUUUCAGUGCAAAGAUAAAAAAUAAAUACAAAAAAAAUUAAUAUAAUUUAGAAAUUUUAAAAUUUACGUUAAAGUGAUAUUCUAAUUCAAAGUCCUAAGAGAUAUAAGUUUAUUUAAAUUAGUUUAAAUUGAAAAAGCGAAGCGAAAACAUUAAUUUUAAUAAGUUCAAAUUAUAAACUGAUUAAAAUUAUAACAAAGUAUUGAGUUGAGACUUAAAGCAAUUUUAAUUAGGUGAUAACAGAAACCAAAGUAGAAGUUUUUUGUUUAAGGUUCACUUAUUUAAAUAACUGAAUAAUUUAUUUAUACACAUAUUAAAUAAAAUACACACACAUAUGCAUAUUUAUAUAUACAUAAAUAUUUAAGCUAAAUAAAUUAUUAAUUAUUUAUCAACAAAAUGAAUUUUUUGGAUAUCUUGCCGUCAAUUGUUUUUUAUUAUGCAUCGGUUGUUAUACAAGGAGAAAAUUGCAUCAAUUUAGGACUAGUUAGCCCAAUUGAAGUCGUUGAAGAAUGGGCAUGUCAUGACACAGAAGUUCGUCUAACAUGUGGGCAUUUAGAUUCAAAACUAGCAAUUUUAGAAGCAACAUUUACUCCAAAUUGUACAAAUGAAGAUUGCCUAAAAUUGGAUAUCAAAAGAUUAGCAAAAGCAUUCUUUAUAACAUCAAAACCACCAGUAACAAUUUCUCGUAAAGAGGAAACUCAAGCGGGAAGAAAAUUUUUAGAAGCUUUGAAAAAUGGGCCUCGUAUACCUGAUGAAAACCAAGAAGAAGUUGUUGUCAUCGACAGUUCCGACACAUAUACUGAAAUUGAAAGUGGUUCCAGUGAUUCACUAGAAAAUAAUUUGGCGGGUGUAAUCACUAAUCAACUAAAUGCAAGAAAGGCCUCACUUAGAGCUUCUUUAGAAAAAUUGAUUAUAAGAUAUUUGAGAAAAUUAUCUCCAGAUGAAAAUUUUGAUUAUGAAAUGCAUAAGAGAUCUAUACGAUAUAAGCGAAAUAUGCGAAGAAAACGUGUUAAAAGAUUAAGUAAACAAAAUAGCACAAAAAAUAGUAAAGAAAGUAUCGAAGAACUUAAUAUAUCAUAUGAUAAUGAUUUCGAUAUAAAUUUUAAUGAUACUGAUGAUCAAAAUACGACUAAAUAUGACAAAAUGGUUUUAGGAAAAUCUCAUCUUCGAAUAAAUUUGGGUGAACAUUUUGUUGUUGACGAAAAUUUUGGCAACAAGAAACUAGAAUAUGAACAAAGGCAACAAAAAUUAAAAGAAAUAAGGCUAUUUUGUCCAGACCAAAAAAGAAAAGUUUCUUCUCUAGAUCGAUUUGAUAUCGAAAAUUCCUACAGGAAUGAGUCUAUGGAAGACUAUAACAUUAGAAGACUUUUGAACAGAAGAUCCUCCUAACUUUUGGAACAAAUC
This is a messenger RNA of Condylostylus longicornis, 1439 nucleotides long. RefSeq lists its product as uncharacterized. The transcript has 5 exons. The record is from RefSeq and is a predicted model, not a curated record. NCBI's taxonomy places the organism in Eukaryota, Metazoa, Arthropoda, Insecta, Diptera, Dolichopodidae. Bases 432 to 1424 code for a protein of 330 amino acids.